UUUCUUACUUAAAAACGGUACACUGCAUCCCUGGGUUUACUUGUAGCUUCAGUACACCCCUGCCUGUUUUACAGUUUUAUAAACUAGCAACUGCGUGAUGGGGACCAUGCGUAUUGUUCUGAACAACAUUCUUAUUAAUUCAUUCAGAAUUCGUUCAGCUACAUCAACAGAUACGGGUGUGCAUUUAGUAAAUACCAAACAACUUUACAACUCUAUUGUCUUGUCGGGAGAGAUUCAAACUAGACAGAAUUGCAAUUUCAAAAGUUCACGGAAAGGAUCACAUUUUUUAGCCUGCAACUUUGUAACAAGGUCUUGUGACAAUAUUUCGCCAAGUGUGUAUUUAUCUACAAGGCGUUAUUCGACCAGUGUAAUUAGCAGUGAACUAUACAACCAAGCGUUCAGUUCCUCAAUUCAGGAUCCAGAAAAGUUUUGGAGUGAAGCAGCGCAGAGUAUUACUUGGUUCGAGCAAUGGAGUAAAACAUUGGAUAAUUCCAACCCCCCUUUUACUAAAUGGUUUGUUGAUGGGAAACUUAACAUCUGCUAUAACGCAAUAGACCGGCAUGUUGAAAAUGGACGAGGGGACCAGACUGCCAUCAUCUAUGACAGUCCUGUUACUGGAUCUAAACAGGCCAUCACAUACAGCCAGACACUGGAGCAGGUCUCCCAGUUAGCGGGUGUUCUGGUGAAGCAUGGGGUGCAGAAAGGAGACCGUGUUGUUAUCUAUAUGCCCAUGAUUCCCCAGGCCAUGUUCACCAUGCUGGCCUGCGCAAGGAUAGGAGCCACACACAGCCUGAUAUUUGGCGGUUUUGCAUCAAAGGAGCUGUCAAUCAGAAUUGAGCAUGCCAAGCCCAAAAUAGUGGUGAGUGCAUCCUUUGGCAUUGAGCCUGGCAGAAGAGUGGAAUACAUCCCUCUGCUAGAGAAAGCAAUGGAGCUCUGCAAACACAAACCUCAGAAAGUCCUUAUCUAUAACCGGCCUAACAUGGAGUCUGUUUCCAUGACUGCCGGCCAGUGCCUAUACUGGGAUGAGGAGAUGGCAGCAGCUUGCCCCCAUGACUGUGUCCCUGUGUCCUCAGAUCAUCCUCUUUAUAUUCUGUAUACCUCAGGAACUACAGGACUGCCCAAGGGUAUUGUUCGAGAUACAGGUGGUUAUGCAGUGAUGUUGAAUUGGACUAUGUCAAAUGUGUAUGGUCUCAGUCCUGGAGAGGUCUGGUGGGCAGCUUCUGACCUGGGCUGGGUAGUCGGGCACUCCUAUAUCUGCUAUGCGCCUUUGCUUCAUGGCAACACUACCGUUCUGUAUGAGGGCAAGCCCGUGGGGACCCCAGAUGCCGGAGCAUUUUUCCGUUUGAUAUCGGAGCAUGGCGUGGCAGCCAUGUUCACCGCCCCAACAGCAAUCCGAGCAAUCCGCCAGCAUGACCCCCAGGCAGCCCUGGGGAGACAGCAUCCCCUAACAAGGAUGCGGACGCUCUUUGUUGCUGGUGAACGCUGUGAUGCGGACACUUUGGGCUGGGCGAAGAAAACGUUCAAGGUUCCUGUCCUGGACCACUGGUGGCAGACUGAAAGUGGAUCCCCAAUAACAGCCUCUUGCAUCGGCCUUGGAAAUUCUCUGACCCCACCUGCUGGACAAGCUGGCAAACCUGUACCAGGAUACAAUGUCAUGGUCCUGGACUACAGCAUGCAGAAAGUGAAGUCGAAGACUCUGGGAAACAUUGUGGUAAAGUUGCCACUGCCUCCAGGUGCAGUAACCACUCUCUGGGAAAACGACGGCAUCUUCAGUGAACUCUAUUUCACCACGUUUCCUGGUUACUAUGACACCAUGGAUGCAGGCUACAUGGAUGAGGAGAAUUACUUGUACGUCAUGUCUCGUGUUGAUGAUGUAAUCAAUGUUGCUGGCCACAGGAUUUCCACAGGGGCACUGGAGGAGUCCAUUCUGCACCACUCAGCUGUGGCAGACUGUGCUGUUGUUGGACUGGAAGAUUCCUUGAAAGGUCACAUUCCUCUAGCCUUGUGUGUUUUAAAAAACGGUGUGAACAAGGCAGAAGAGGACCUUGUGGCAGAGAUAGUCAGUCUCGUCAGAGAGAGUAUAGGUCCAGUGGCAGCCUUCAGGAAGGCCAUUUUCGUGAAGCGGUUGCCAAAGACUCGUUCCGGAAAGAUCCCUCGCUCCACACUCUCCGCACUAGUGAAUGGCAAGCCUUACAAGGUAACUCCUACCAUUGAGGACCCAGUUGUGUUUGAAGAAAUAGAAGAGGUCCUUCAGCAGAAACUGUAACUGCCAUAAUCAUGGAUGUCAAGCAAGAAUCUGACUUCUUUACUGCUGAGCAACAAUCAAACGUACUGGUAACUUCAGAAUGAAGACAUGCAUUCCAUGGAAUAUACAAGUGUAUCGCCUCUUUGACUUCUGCCUAAUUAGAGAUUAGAGUCUUGAUGGUCGUGUAACUACAAGGCUCUAUCGCCUGAUUUUCCUUUAACUGAAAUAUCCAGCUUUUGAUGAUAAUACAUUUCCUUUUUUUUUUUUUUAAAUGUACGCUUUUCACUUAUUAGAAACAUGGGAGUUAAUGUGGGUGUUUUUCUCUCGUUUUCGAAACAUUGCACCUAAUAUAAAGCUACAUUUUCUGUUUUUUUUUUGUACACCCUCAGUUCUGUUUCCCCUCUCCCCUCCCUCUCUCAGGCACAACUAAUUUGUUUUAGGUUAUUUUCUUGGGAUCCAAAAAAGUCUCAGCAGUGAAAUUGACCAAGUUUUCUAUCAGUGCUGCUAAAAUAAGCAUUAUUGGCAAACAUUUUGUUACAUGUAUUGUGCAAUGUUUCUGAUCUUAAUUGCAGGAUUUCACAUGUUUUAAAUCACUGACCUUUUGACACAUCCUGGCAACUGCUUUUAGAUGUAUCUAGUAUUGCACUGCUGACCGUGGAGUGUUGAUAGCAGGGUGAGAGACACAAGCAUGCAAAGAGAAAGCCAGCACGGAACGGGCAGUCGUGCAAAACACCCUCUCAGGUGUGUCCCCUAGCUCCUCCAUUACACACGAUGCGCAGAGAGAAAUCUGCUGCUUUUCAUUUUCACUCGCUUGUAUUAAAGUAGAUUAUUUUCAGCUGGAGAUGUUCCUAGUAAUCCAUGCUUACUUUCCCUGAUUUUAGUAUAUUCUGCUAAACUGCCCGAAAUGUUGUCCCCAAAAGUUGAGUGCAAGUUCCACACUGUUAGUAAUGUAAGUAUUGAGAUGCAUUAUAGACAAUCCAUGGCUUAUUAAGCAGUACUGCCUGUAAAUACUGUUUGAUAGCCUUUUUAAACUGUAAAAAAAGAUUAGGAUGAAUUUAACAAAAUCUUUUAUGGAACAUUAUAAAAAGAAAUGCUAAAGCUGCUUUAAAAAUCUGACUUUUUUUCUUUUCUUUGUAGAAAAAAAAGGUUAACUGUUAAAUCCACCAUAGAAACAAUUUGUCUGUACUAAAUUUAAGUAUGUUUAUAUAUAUAUAUAUAUAUAUAUGUGACAAGUAAACAAUCUUUUGUUUUGCAUUUUUUAUUUCUAAGGAUGUUAUAUAAAAGGAGUUUUCUACUAACAGUAUAUUUGAUAUACUUCUGUCUUUAAAAGAUAAACCAUGGUUAAAGCAGUAUCAAUGUAACCACUGUACUGGUCCGAGAUCCACUUUUCAGUGUCUUGUAUGGUUAGCUCCAGGGUUUUUUUUUUUUUUUUUUUUUUUUCACGUGACAAAACUGUACAA
Messenger RNA from Acipenser ruthenus (sterlet), 3705 nucleotides. It is a transcript of the gene acss3, whose product is annotated as acyl-CoA synthetase short chain family member 3. Lineage: Eukaryota; Metazoa; Chordata; Actinopteri; Acipenseriformes; Acipenseridae. The coding region runs from base 98 to 2266 and encodes 722 amino acids. The transcript is spliced from 16 exons. The record is from RefSeq and is a predicted model, not a curated record.